This is a messenger RNA of Lacerta agilis (Sand lizard), 2723 nucleotides long. RefSeq names its product kelch like family member 1 (gene KLHL1). The record is from RefSeq and is a predicted model, not a curated record. Bases 1 to 2265 code for a protein of 754 amino acids. Gene Ontology annotation, molecular function: protein binding. Lineage: Eukaryota; Metazoa; Chordata; Lepidosauria; Squamata; Lacertidae. The transcript has 11 exons.
AUGUCGAACUCGGGUCGGAAGGACUUUGACGUGAAGCACAUUUUGCGCCUCCGCUGGAAACUGUUCAGCCACCCGGCGGCCCCGGCCGGCGGCUGUUUGCAGCAGGACAGCAGCUUCGAGCACUGGGGGCCGAGCCAGAGCCGCUUGCUGAAGAGCCAGGAGAGAAGCAGCGGCGGCGCCUUCUGGAAGAAAGCUGCCUCCUCUUCGUCGCCUUCGUCGUCCUCGCCGCCGCCGCCGCCGCCUUGCGCUGCAUCCCCGCCGCCCCUCAACGGGACUUUGCUGCCCUCCACGCGGCUCCAUGGACUGGCCGAGCAGCAGCGGCGCCAGCCGGCCCCUCGCACCGCUUUCUACGUGGAGUCCCUGGAGGAGGGGGGUCCCGGCCGAGGCGGCCCGGGGGAGUUUACGCGCGAGCGGGAGAAGACGCUGGUGCUGCGCGAGGUCAAGGAAGAGCCGGCGGCGCCCUUUCUGGAGGGCGGAGGCCAGGCAACAGGUGAAGGGGCCGCGCACAGGUUGUCAGCAGUCAGCCAUUCCUUGACACCUCCGUGUGACAUGGACCCAAGUAGUUCCGAGGAGUUCUAUCAAGCUGUACACCAUGCCGAACAAACCUUCAGGAAGAUGGAAAGCUACCUGAAGCAACAGCAACUCUGUGAUGUUAUCCUGAUUGCUGGGAACCGUAAGAUACCUGCACAUAGACUUGUUCUCAGUUCUGUUUCUGAUUACUUUGCUGCCAUGUUUACAAGUGAUGUUUGUGAAGCCAAGCAAGAGGAGAUCAAAAUGGAAGGCAUUGACCCAAGUGCACUCUGGGAUCUUGUUCAGUUUGCAUACACAGGUUGCUUGGAACUUAAGGAAGAUACCAUUGAAAACCUCCUGGCAGCUGCGUGUCUCCUUCAGCUCCCUCAAGUAGUUGAAGUAUGCUGUCAUUUUCUCAUGAAGCUAUUACACCCAUCUAACUGUUUGGGAAUCCGGGCAUUUGCAGAUGCUCAAGGAUGCACAGAGCUGAUGAAAGUGGCUCACAGCUAUACCAUGGAAAACAUAAUGGAAGUUAUAAGAAAUCAAGAGUUUUUAUUGUUGCCAGCAGAGGAACUCCAUAAGCUUCUUGCGAGUGAUGAUGUGAAUGUUCCCGAUGAAGAGACCAUUUUCAAUGCCUUAAUGAAGUGGGUUAAGUAUGACAUGCAAAGGAGAUGCGACGACCUGAGUAUGUUACUUGCCUACAUCCGAUUACCACUUCUUCCACCACAGAUUUUAGCUGACCUAGAAAACCACACACUUUUUAAAGAUGACCUGGAGUGUCAGAAGCUGAUUCUGGAAGCCAUGAAAUACCACCUCUUGCCAGAAAGACGGACUCUUAUGCAAAGCCCAAGAACUAAACCAAGAAAAUCCACAGUUGGGACCCUGUAUGCAGUUGGAGGAAUGGACAACAACAAAGCAGGUGCUACAACCAUAGAGAAGUAUGAUCUCAGGACAAAUAUAUGGAUCCAAGCUGGAGUGAUGAACGGCAGAAGGCUGCAAUUUGGUGUAGCUGUCAUUGAUGACAAACUCUUUGUUAUCGGAGGCCGAGAUGGUUUAAAGACGUUAAACACAGUCGAAUGUUACAAUCCAAAGACAAAGGCAUGGACUGUUUUGCCUCCAAUGUCAACCCAUAGGCAUGGCUUAGGAGUUACUGUUCUCGAAGGGCCAAUUUAUGCAGUUGGAGGCCAUGAUGGUUGGAGCUAUCUGAACACCGUCGAGAGGUGGGACCCCCAAAAUCAGCAGUGGACUUUUGUAGCCAGCAUGUCUAUUGCCAGAAGCACAGUCGGUGUGGCAGCAUUAAAUGGCAAGUUAUAUUCAGUUGGUGGUCGAGAUGGAAGUUCUUGUUUGAGUUCUAUGGAGUAUUAUGAUCCCCACACAAACAAAUGGAACAUGUGUGCUCCAAUGUGUAAAAGGAGAGGAGGCGUUGGGGUGGCUACCUGUGACGGUUUCCUCUACGCAGUCGGAGGCCAUGACGCUCCUGCCUCUAACCACUGCUCCAGACUCCUGGACUAUGUUGAAAGGUAUGACCCCAAAACUGAUACUUGGACAAUGGUAGCUCCACUGAGCAUGCCCCGCGAUGCUGUUGGAGUGUGUAUCCUCGGUGAUAAAUUGUAUGCUGUAGGUGGAUAUGACGGGCAGACAUACCUGAACACCAUGGAGUCAUACGACCCCCAAACUAAUGAAUGGACACAGGUAAUGGCAUCUCUGAACAUCGGAAGAGCUGGGGCCUGUGUUGUAGUCAUAAAGCAGCCGUGAUUUUUGCCAGAGGUGGAUUUUAUUGACUUCUAGGUGGAUUUUUUCUGUCAGAGAAACAAGAAACAAAACUUUGUUGAGCAUAAGGAUCAAUAGAUACACUCGGCACUCUGUUGACCACAACUUGAAGAAGUUUAAAAUGGGGAGGAAAAAUAAUGAGGAUUUGAUGCCUUUUCCAGUCAUUACACACUGCUCAGUGGCUGAACAAGGAAAAAUCGACCCACCUGUUGUAGGAGCCCCACUAUGAACACAAAAGGGGCAAGUCAAGUUCAGCUACUCCUCUACAGGCUGUGUGAUGCAGACGUAGCAAACUAGCCAAUGUCCAAGACCAUCUCUUCAAAAGGACUGGAGCAGCUUAAUGAAUGGUUUUCAUAGCACUAGACAUUUUAACUCUGAAACCGUCAUAGCACACUGUCACUUUUUAAACCAUAGUUUUAUUAAAAGAAAAUGUAGGUAACUGA